AUGGCUGAUUCAUCAGUACCCCCACAGUCACCGGGGAAAGCUUCCUCGGCAAACGCUGCUGCUACCUCGCCAAAGGCAGAGCCCACGUCUCCGAAAGCUGAGACUGCCUCGCCAAGGGCCGAAGCCGCGUCUCCUAGGGCUGGCACUGCGUCGCCCAGGUCGCCAGGCUCACCUCAGGCCGUGACGGAACAAGCGACCCGACCUGAACCUCAGCAAACUCAUAUUGAGGUUGAUGAAGGUUUCUCUGAUAACGUGUCCAUCCCGGAAUCACAAUUAUCAAUUUCCGGAUACACCGCAUCGGUUUCAUCGAGCGUGCUUGACUACCCGACCGAGAACGGCCGGCGCUACCACGCGUUCCGUCAUGGCACUUACUAUGGUCCCAACGAUGAGGAUGAGCUUGACCGUCUCGACUUCAACUCCAGCUUCCUCAUCAAGUUGACCGAGAACAAGCUGUACCAUGCUCCUCUUCAAGAAGACAAGGUGCACCGGAUCUUAGAUGUUGGCACAGGCACCGGCAUCUGGGCUGUGGAGGUUUCGGAGUUAUUCCCCAACGCUGAGGUCAUUGGAAAUGAUUUGAGCCCUGUUCAGACUACCUGGGUGCCCCCGAAUGUCAAAUUCGAGGUCGACGACGUCGAGAGCACUUGGGUCGCGCCGAAAUACGACUUCAUCUAUUCUCGAUUUAUGGCAGGGGCUAUUGCCGACUGGCCCAAGCUCGUCAAAAACACUUUCGCAAACACGAACCCUGGCGGCUGGGUCGAGUUCCAGGAUUGGGAUCUUCUAUAUCAUUCGGACGAUGAUUCCAUCAACGAUGACCAUUAUUCUAUGAAGAUGGAUAAGAUGUUUAUGGAGUGCUCUAGGAAGGUGGGCCGUGACCCGCAGCCUGGACCUCAGCUCGAACAGUGGAUGCGAGACGCUGGGUUCGUGAACAUCCAUCACAAGAAGAUCAAAGCACCCCUUGGAACAUGGCCUAAGGACCCUGUUAUCAGGGAGCUGGGCCACAUGAACAUGGUUCAAACUCUCGAUGGACUGGAGGCCUAUAACUUAAGGCUGUAUACGUCAGUCUUGGGGUGGACGAAAGAGGAGGCGCAGAUCUUGUUUGCGCACGUCCGCAAUGAGAUGAGGACGAAUACGUUCCAUGCGUACAUCAACUACCACGUGGUCUACGGCCAAGUACCUGAGGCGACCAAGUAA
Molecule: messenger RNA, 1191 nt
Organism: Colletotrichum aenigma
Lineage: Eukaryota; Fungi; Ascomycota; Sordariomycetes; Glomerellales; Glomerellaceae
Product: Secondary metabolism regulator LAE1
Exons: 10
Coding region: 1-1191 (396 amino acids)
Molecular function (GO): methyltransferase activity
Source: RefSeq, a predicted model, not a curated record